Messenger RNA from Pochonia chlamydosporia 170, 2739 nucleotides. RefSeq names its product C6 transcription factor. Gene Ontology annotation, biological process: regulation of DNA-templated transcription. The record is from RefSeq and is a predicted model, not a curated record. Lineage: Eukaryota; Fungi; Ascomycota; Sordariomycetes; Hypocreales; Clavicipitaceae. Gene Ontology annotation, molecular function: DNA-binding transcription factor activity, RNA polymerase II-specific; zinc ion binding. The coding region runs from base 1 to 2739 and encodes 912 amino acids. The transcript has 3 exons.
AUGGUUAAAUGCGGGCCAUAUCUCAACCCCGUUGAGCAGAGGACGCAGAGUGUCUCCUCCGCACGGGGGAACGUGUACGACUUCAUUAUGCGGCGGCAGAACCACUCCUGCGAGCAGUGCAGAAAGGCCAAGAAGGCUUGUGAUGGAUACCUGGUGAAUAGCAGCCGUGCGUCCUUUCUCGAUGCUACGGCGAGAGCCCAAAGUGGUGGCACAGACUCCAAUUCGGCCAUUCUUCCGUGCUCAUACUGCGCAAGGACUAAAAAGCCAUGCAGCUUCAACUAUCUCUGGUCGCAGCCCUGGGUCUUCCCUGGUGCCUCCAAACGCAUUGCGCGAUCGUCAAGUUUAGCGGGAGUUACUGGCACGGCAGAUAUUUUGCUGUCGACGGCAAGGUCCGUGGUACCCAGCUUGCAAUCAAGCUCAGACUCAGAUGCCACCCCAGAGUCCAACUAUCAUUGUGACGUGCUCUGCCCAAGCUCGACAGGCGACCCCGUAGUUCACCCGUCGGUGACACCUGUUUGUUUCUCGGGAGCAUCCGCGGAUUCAUUUCUGUCUGACCAACCGGCUUGUUUCUUCACAGGUCUCACCGACCACGGUUGCAGUUCCAAAGAGUACCAUGACGGCGACUAUUUUGCCGCAUGCGGGGAAAUUACCACCCUGAACGAUUCAGCCGAAGCCUCAGAGUCAAUAUUCGAUGAUCUUCAGCCUCCUACAUGGGAGCUGGCACGAAACGACGCUACCUGGACACAAUCACACGUUUUCUCCCACCCAGAUGCCCGUCAUGGCGGCAUGAAGAAGAGGAAGCGUCGCGAUAGUCGUGACUAUGACUACCACUCGAGACGUUCCACAUCCACGGACUCGUUCAGCAACGCGGAGUCUAAUUUGAGUCUCCGUUCGAACAACAUUUUGAUCACAGAAGGAUUGCUUCGCAUUUACAAUGAUGUGUUGGAAAAUAACUUGUGCUGCUGGCUCGCGGAAUCUACUUGUCCAUACAAGAUGGAGCAACCUCGACUCAGAGUGGAUGGUAUAAACGACGUGCGUCCGAUGCAAUGCGCUGUAACCGAAUCUAUUUGGCAAAACCGGAUUCUCCAUCGCGUCAUACAACUUGACAGAGUGGCGCAAUCAGCAAAUAUGAUCCAUCUCACCAGAUCUGAGAAUGCUUCCGUUUCUAGAGCACUCAACCUGACCAUCAUGGCCUAUGCAACUCAGUGGGCACAGGGCAAGCGACGGCAUGCAAGGCACUCAUGGGACGCAUCAGAGUUUACUGAAGACUUGGCUGCGGAUAUUGAAGAUGAAUUUGCAGACACCUUUGAGCAGACACUUCAACAAACCCUUUGGGAACGGGCACACCGAGCCUUGAAGGAGAUAUCUGACGUGGAGUCGUACCGUGCCGUAUUUGCUCAACUAAUAUUUGGACUCACGAAUAAGCCCUGGUGCAGCAAAGACUACGAUACCGUGGAUGAUAUCAGGGCUCGUGGGUCGGUUUCUGGUGAAGCAGGUGGCAACAGAACUUCAAUUCUUGCGCAGCUCAAGCAACUCAUUUCUCAGGAAGGACCACCAAUCGUGAUGGAGAAUGCGGCGCGCAAAAUACAUACUCUGAAGAGCCGAUUCGAAGGAUAUGAAAUAGGCUACAGCUGCGUAUCAAGUAACACAGAUGCCCACCCAGGUGCGGUCGCAAUGAACUCUGACAACAGGCGCACUAUAGGGCUCCUGUAUUGGCUGGCCGUCAUGUUUGACACCGUUUCGUCGUCCAUGGAUGGGCGACCCAACGCUUUGUGCGACGAGGAUUGCCAAAGUGACGAAAUUCGGACGCGUCAGCAAGACACGGAGCUUCAUGGUGCUCCCUCAAACCUCUCUUAUCAUUGGAAACUCGACUACUUCGCCAGGGACGUAGUUGAGCCCAAACGUUUGCAAUGGCCCUGCGCCUAUGAAGUUGCUGCCGAUGCUGUCAUACGAUCUGCGCCUGUCAAAGUGCUCUUGUUUCGACACGUCUCAUAUCUACAAAGCGCCUUGAGAAGGCAAGCUCCAUUUGGCCAAAUUGAACCCCUGCUGCAGGCGGCAACUCAAACCUACAGCUAUUGGAACACAACAUUUGGUCCAUUUUUCAAGGACCUGGUUGAGCACUACGACUCCGUACCUCCCAGGAUCAAAGGCUGGUUUGUAUGCAUUGCCAUUCCCUGGCUACUGGGAUCUCUGAUGCUGGCCGACCUUGUUGAAUUCAUCGACAAGAAAGGGUUACGGCGUGAGAAACGCGAUUCUGCAAUGCUUGGUCACAUCUCGGCAUCCACAAUACGCAAAGAUAGUGCCGCUGAGCUCUCCAAAAUGGCAAUCCUAACCAAGCCAGCCGCCGUCAAUGGGGAGCAGCCAUUGCUGCAACUCCCAGACUCUCAUUUCGCCGUGAAUGAGGGUACUACCUUGAGUGAGCCCUGGACGAUGGUUCUCAUUAGAGCAUUCACCAAGGCCGCAAUCUUUUAUUUAGACACUCUGGUUAAUGCAACCAAUCAACACGAGGACUGGUUUCUUCUUGGUUACCAGAGCCAAGAAGUCAAGGACAACAGUCAUCAUUGUCAAAACUGCAUCGAGGCCCUGUGGUUCCUUGGGCGGAAAGCGCAAUUGGCCAGAAAUCUCGCCCAGGUCCUGUCUCGGGCAUUUGCGUCUGUGAGCCGCGGCAGUUCUCAAGUUUGGGCAGACCCUGGGGUUGAAAAACGUGUCGAUGCAGCACCCUCCCUAAUUUUGGCAUAG